This is a messenger RNA of Caenorhabditis auriculariae, 4453 nucleotides long. Lineage: Eukaryota; Metazoa; Nematoda; Chromadorea; Rhabditida; Rhabditidae. The record is from the annotation of a GenBank genome assembly.
AUGUCGAGUUUUAGUGAAGCUCUUAGGGUCCACGGCCUCCAAUCGGUUAUCCGAAAAGUUAUGGCCAGCGAACAAGUAUCGGCAGACAAAGAGCUGCAAGAUUACCACAAUCAUUUUGCUGCUGACGUAGUUCCGAAAGGAGAGUGAAAAGAGUAUUUUUGCGGUUUAGUUGCAAGAAGUGGAGAAACUCUCUCGCCUCCUGAACGCCAUGAAACGCGGCGAAGUGACUGAAGAGUUGCUCGAAGCUUGUCCGGAUCUUGCAGAGGCGAGCAAGAAAAACGAGAAGCUUAAAUAUCGUAAGAAGAUCUUGCAAGGAGUGGGUAUAUUUUUUUUCCAUUUGCUGUUCACAAUAGUGAAAAUUGGAAGAAAACCUGAGCACGGUUUACUCAAAUAAUUUUUUCAGAGUCUGGAGAAGCAAUCUGCCGCGAACAGUUCCCGAGGGAUAAAUGUUCCAAUGACGAAAUCGGCUAUCAAACGGGACAACGAAAAGGCUGUUGGCGCUCCAGAUGAUAAGAAACCGAAAAAAGAUGCUAAGUCGAAAGAAAAGACGUUAGUUCCGUCUCUUUAAAGCGGGAAGUGUAACUUCAUGCUUUUUUUAGCGUUCUCGAAAAAGAGAAUUCAUCAUAUUGCGCUGCGCAAAUAUAUUUUUUGUAUGAAAAUUCAUUGAUAAGAAAGAAAAUAAAUAAUCGCCUUAUUUGUAUAAGAGUUUUCGAUUCCAGCGAAGAAAAAGAAAAACAAAGUUUGGUCUGGUUGUUUUGUAUGUCGGUUCAAUGAAAUUUUAUCCAAAAAAGUCUUAUAAAGCCUUGCAAAGAAAGAAAUUAAAAUUUGAAGCGGCGGAGCAGCGCCAAAACAAGCCAGAAAGUACGACUACGUGGUGGUGGAGGACUACGGGAGCAGCAUUCUCGGCCGUUUGUCGGACCUUUUCCGCAAAGCAAUCAAGGAGGCGUUCCCUUCGCUCGACGUCGCUCUUCUGAUGGCUGAAACGAGCAACCCGACGUUCGGCGACUACCAGUGCAACUCCGCAAUGCCUAUCGCUGCAGUAGAAACCGCCUGCAUUUUCCCAAUAUUUCCUAUUUUUAGAAGCUCAAAGCGACUGGGGUCAGUAAACGACCAGGUGACGUCGCGAAAGAAAUCUUUGCCAAGAUUCCAAGCAACACCGAGUUUUUGGAAAAGGUUCAUUCUAGAUUCGCAUCCGUUUCUGAACUUGCUCUCUCAGGUUGAAGUGAUGCCUGCUGGCUUCAUCAACAUCUUUUUGAAGAAGGACUACAUCAAAAAGCAAAUUUGGAGUAUCGCUAAAAAGGUGCUUGGUAACUUCACGAAUUUUUGGAGUUCAUGACCAAGAAAUAUUUUGAUUUCCAGGGCCUCGAGCUCCCAAAGAUUUCUAAAAGACGCGUUCUGGUUGACUUUUCCUCGCCGAACAUUGCCAAGGAAAUGCACGUCGGACAUUUACGCUCGACGAUUAUCGGAGACAGCAUUUGUCGACUUUUGGAGGCUGUCGGCUUCGAUGUGCGUUUCUUCAGUCGCUUUGUCCUUUGCAGUGUUCUCUUGAAGGUUCUCCGAGUGAAUCACAUCGGCGACUGGGGCACGCAGUUUGGAAUGCUGAUCGCCCAUUUGUACGAUCGCUACCCAGACUUCGAGACAAAGCUUCCAGAAAUUUCUGACCUUCAAGCAUUUUAUAAGGUUAAUCUUUUGGCGCUCUCAAUUUCUGGAGGAAUUCAAGUCGUGAGGCUGAUAUAUGUUUUAAAAAACCUAGACAUUUUGCGUUUUCUAGUAUAUCAAUGGUUCAGGAAUCCAAAAAGCGAUUUGAUGAAGAUGAAGUUUUCAAAAAGAGAGCUUACGAGUGCGUGGUUAAGCUGCAAAGUUAUGAGCCAAAUUUCGUGAAAGCAUGGGAAACGAUUUGCGACGUCUCCAAGAAAUGUGAUGCGCACCUUUUUACAUACAUCCUUCUAUUUUUAUUAUUCCUGUCAUUAGUUUGUUUUUUUUCAUUCAGACAACCAAUAUGUUUACGACCGGUUAGACAUCAAAAUCGAGGAUUUCGGAGAAUCUUUCUACCAAGACAAAAUGUUGAACCUCGUUGAUUCCAUCAAGAAAACUCGUACGUUCAAUUCUGGAAGCGAAAUAGACAUUUAGGACCCUCAGAUCCUGGCGUUUUGCGAGAAGACGAAGGUCGGCAGAUCAUGUUCCCGACAGGCUGCGAGGUGCCUCUCACUGUCGUCAAAAGCGACGGAGGUUCUUCGGUCCCACUUUUUUUUCUCUAUUUUUUGAUUUUCAGGUUUCACAUACGAUACUUCGGACUUGGCUGCCCUCAAUUAUCGCAUCAAUCAGCUAAAAGUCGACUGGGCAAUAUACGUCGUGGAUGCUGGCCAAAGCCUUCAUCUAGAAGUAUCAUUUUAUAUUGAAGCUACAGAGACAAAGGACAGAAUUGCUGCGGUCAAAGGCCGCCUUUCUGAUUUGGAAACCUGUUUCUCAUCUUCUAACGCAACACCGUCGAUUUAGUAUAUAAAUGUCUGAAUUUUUAAUUGUAAAGUCCAAUCUUUUUCUAAAGUCUUUCUUAUUAGCUUUACAUUCGACUUCAAAAAAAUAAAACUGCUCGCAGAAACUUGAAAAUGGGCUACUUUAUUAUUAUUAUUCUUUUUUUAUGAAUAGCAAAGCUGAUUCUAUUUUUAAUUUGCAAGGCGACUUGAAGAGUGUUAAGUUCCAUUUUUUCUUUUCCUAAAACUAGAGGUUGUAGCAAGAAAAAAAUACUAAAUAGAAACUUUGAGUUAAUUUUUUUAUCGGCGAAUAAGUUUGAACUUUAUAUCUUCAAAAAAAUAAUUUUUCUAGACAGUCUAUGCAGCUGGUCGUGAUUUCGGGUGGUAUGACGAAUCGGUCAAGCGAGUAGAACAUGUAGCGUUUGGCCUGGUUCUUGGAGAAGAUAGGUUUUUUUGAACCUUUUUUGUUUCUUUUUUUAAAACAGCGCUAUCAGGAAAAAGUUCAAGACUCGAUCCGGGGAAACAGUCAGAUUAUUGGACCUUCUGGACGAAGGUGUCAAGCGAGCCGAAAAGAGUCUCCAAGAGAAGGGUCGACACGAGGUUCGUCAUUAAUCACAAGUUGAGGGAUAAAUGUAGUCUUCAAAAUCAGUUUUUCCUCGCCGAAAAUAUCGACACUAAUAACUCUCAAGAAUGAAGUCAAUCUGAAUUUUUCAGCUCUGAUGGCCAAUUCAUUGAAAAAUUAUUGUUCACAAAAAUGUACGCGGCUAUUUUGAAAUUAAAUUUUUUUUUCGAAUUGCAGUCUCAUUUUAUGACAAUAUGGUGACUUUGUAACCACAGAGACUUGUCGAAAAAAAUUGAUUUUCUUAUAGGUUUGAUUCUUCAGGUUAUGAACAAGGAAGAGCUGGAGGCGGCUCGCGACGCUGUCGCGUACGGCUGCAUCAAGUACGCGGAUCUUUCGCACACCCGUACGCAAGAUUACGUUUUCUCCUUCGAUCGAAUGCUCGACGAUCGCGGCAACACGGCCGUCUACCUGCUCUACGCCUACGCCCGUAUCAGGUGAUUCAUUUACUAGACGAGGGAAUCCCGUGUCAUGAGCUCAAUUUAAUGAUUGAAACGAUCUCUGGAAAGUAUAAGUUUUAUUUUUUACACAAUUUUUCGCAGUUUUUUUGGGGAAAUUUGAUUUUUUUUUUGUCGUUCAACAUAGUCCGACUUUUAAGAGAAGAAUAAAUUUCCUUAAAAGUCCUAGUUUUUUGGUCUUAAGUUUUUAAAGCUGCUUGAAUUCAGCAGACCUGUUACGCUAUUACUAUGAGUGUUCUGGUACCACAGAAAAUUUCCUGUUUUGUAAGCUCUCUGCCUGUUUUGGAAGAAAAAAUUGCUUAUAAGCUAGACGUUUUCGAGUCGUAGCAAACGAGGUUAAAGUUUUCAUGAAAAAAAUUCAAUUCUCAAUUUUUUCUCCAUGUUUUGAAGUUUCAUUUCAAAUUAUACGGAUCCUAAUUAGAAACAGCUGCAAAGUUAGACAGGUCAGCUAGGAGUUCAGGUCGAUCGUUAGAACUUCGGGAGUUUCGGAGGCUGAACUGUCGGACUACCUGAACAAAACAUCGGUUCUACCACUCGACCAUCCAGCAGAGAUGAACUUGGCAAAGCAGAUUCUAAAGCUCUCUGACUGCGUCUUGCAAGUUCUCGACUCGUUAAUGCUUCAUCCAGUUAGUUCUUCUCAGUUUGCCAGUAAAAAAGUAAGCCGAUUGUUGUAGUUGUGUGAUUUCGUCUAUCAACUGGCCACGCAGUUUCACGAUUUUUACAAUGAAUGCUAUGUUAUCGACAAGAGAGGAGGUUUGACUAUUUUAUUUUUCUACAUCGAGAGGUUCGGGUUUGAAGAUAAGACGGAGAUUCAUUUCCACCGUCUGGCUUUAUGCGACGUGACAGCGAAUACAAUGGCGACCUGUUUCAAAAUCCUCGGCAUUCGAGAAGUUUCAAAAAUGUGA